AUGUUUGACAAAUUACCAAAAACUUUCAAUGACAAACUAAAAAAAAGGUGGAAAAGUCAGGAAAUGUUAAUGGAAAUAAAUCGAGUUAUAUUCAUUGUUCUUGUUCUUUUUAUACAUGGCCGACAUCUUUGUUCCAUUGAAAUGUGUUUUACUUGGAAGGUAUCUCUUAAUAGUCUUACCUUGAUCUGCAAGUUGAACUCCCUUAAACAUCGAAUCUUUAUUGACAAUCAACGAAAUGUGACUGUUGCGGAUUGUUUUAAACGUUCAUGUGAUUCGUAUUAUUCUAACGGAAGUAUUUCCUUAAAAAAAGAAAAAAACCAAACAAUUUAUAUUGUAAAAGGAAUAAUCAAUGAACAUGUCAAUGGAAAUUGGACUUGCAGACAUGGAAGAAAUAAAGACACAGCAAUUGUUGACGUAACAGUGUUAACCAUUAAAGAUAGUAAUAAUAUGAAAAUCUGUAAACCAUCAGUUAGUCAUGAUGAUGACAGCUUACCUGACGCGAAGAAUGAAAUAGCCCACGUAAACUGUUCGAACACCAGGAAAGAUGACCAAUCAAAAUCCUAUGAUGAAACUUGUUCAACAACUUUAUUUUGCUGGUUUAUUGGAAGCUUUGUUGUCUCAUUAAUGCUCUUCAGAUUAUUAACAUCGGUAUUGGUGAAAUGGUGUGGAAUCCGCUUAGACGAUAAACUAGAUAGUGGUUCAUUUAAUUGUUUUACUUGCAUUUGGAAAUGGAAGAAGGAAACAGUCAAUGUUAUGAAGAACAUCUUCCUAAUGGUUCUUAUUCUAAUAUUUAUUGGAGUAGUUUUUUGGAUUGGCAAUACAGAAAAAAGACCAUGUUCACAUACAGGCAAGUAA
Molecule: messenger RNA, 855 nt
Organism: Mytilus trossulus (common blue mussel)
Lineage: Eukaryota; Metazoa; Mollusca; Bivalvia; Mytilida; Mytilidae
Exons: 7
Coding region: 1-855 (284 amino acids)
Source: RefSeq, a predicted model, not a curated record